Andrographis paniculata is the source of this 1434-nucleotide messenger RNA. Its product is annotated as serine acetyltransferase 1, chloroplastic-like. The coding region runs from base 75 to 1118 and encodes 347 amino acids. NCBI's taxonomy places the organism in Eukaryota, Viridiplantae, Streptophyta, Magnoliopsida, Lamiales, Acanthaceae. The record is from RefSeq and is a predicted model, not a curated record. Gene Ontology annotation, cellular component: cytoplasm; cytosol. Gene Ontology annotation, molecular function: L-serine O-acetyltransferase activity. The transcript has a single exon.
CUCUCUCACUGUCCAACAUCUGAUUCUUUUUUCUCUCUCUCUAAAACAAACAAACCUUUUCAUCUGCUCCUUUCAUGUCUUCCAAACAGUUUCUGUCCCUGCCAUUUGCUCUCGCCAGGAGACCUUUUCUGCGCCACCGCUCGCCGCCGACCAUGGCCACCACCUGCUUCUACCAGGCCAGACCCCAACCUACUCUCCCCGAAACCGACGACGACGACGACGACCGCCUCUUCGUCAAAUACUGCCGAGAUCUCGCAUACCCGCCGGAAAGAAAUAGUAAGAGCCUCCGUCCGCCGCCGCGCACUCAGAAGGAUCAUAUAUGGAAGACGAUGAACAACGAAGCCAGGUCCGAUGUCGAAAAGGAGCCCAUACUGUCGAGCUACUAUUUCAGCGCAAUUCUAGGGCACGACUCCAUGGAAAGCGCUCUCGCGAAUCACCUCGCCGUGAAAUUGAGCGAUUCCGCCCUCCCCAGCGGCACUCUCCACGACCUCUUCCUCGGAAUCCUCUCCGACGACCGGGAAAUCAUUCCGGCGGUGGCGGAGGAUCUCAGAGCCGUCAAGGAACGCGACCCUGCCUGCAUCAGCUACGUCCACUGUUUCCUCAAUUUCAAAGGCUUUUUGGCUUGCCAGGCCCACAGAAUCGCGCACAGCCUCUGGUCCGCCGGCCGGAAUAUUCUAGCCCUAACAAUCCAAAACAGGGUGUCGGAGGUCUUCGCCGUCGACAUCCACCCGGGGGCGAAGAUCGGGAUCGGAAUACUGCUCGACCACGCCACCGGAGUGGUGGUCGGCGAGACAGCUGUCAUCGGAAACAACGUGUCGAUUCUGCACAACGUGACGCUCGGCGGGACCGGAAAAAUCUCCGGCGACCGUCACCCGAAAAUCGGCGACGGCGUUCUUAUUGGGGCGGGGACUUGUGUGUUGGGAAACGUUAGAGUUGAGGAUGGAGCGAAGAUCGGUGCAGGGACGGUGGUGCUGAAGAAAGUUCCGGCGAGAACGACGGCGGUCGGAAACCCUGCUAGAUUGCUGGGAGGGGAGAAUCCGGUGAAGCACGAUAGAAUUCCGAGCUUGACGAUGGAUCAUACUUGGCAUGUUUCUGAGUGGUCCGAUUAUGUCAUUUAGAGGGCUGUCGGAAAAUUGCUAACUAGUUCCAUAGAUAUAUACAUAUAUUAGUCUAGGGAGAGACAGAGUGACGCCAUGGAUGUUCUUGGAGGAGAGAAUCUGCAGUUCUUUCGUCUUCACAGAGUGAUGAGAUAAAAUCAUUGAAUAUUGAUAAAUAAAUAAAUAAAUAAAUAAAUAAAGCCUCAUUGAGUCCAAAUUAGGUUCAUAUUUGAUCACACACACACAUAUAUAUAUACAUAUAAUAAUGUUAUUUACAUUGUGAUUCUUCAUGAAGGUCGAUCGGGUGUUGUAGCAAAUUGACGGUGAAAGUGAAAUC